Messenger RNA from Triplophysa dalaica, 2960 nucleotides. RefSeq names its product aminopeptidase O (putative) (gene aopep). NCBI's taxonomy places the organism in Eukaryota, Metazoa, Chordata, Actinopteri, Cypriniformes, Nemacheilidae. The transcript is spliced from 16 exons. Gene Ontology annotation, biological process: proteolysis. Bases 180 to 2720 code for a protein of 846 amino acids. The record is from RefSeq and is a predicted model, not a curated record. Gene Ontology annotation, cellular component: nucleolus. Gene Ontology annotation, molecular function: metalloaminopeptidase activity; zinc ion binding.
GUCGGCGGCCCGCGUGAUAAGUUCUGUCACAGGGAGAAACAGGCUAUUAAAUACCACAGGACAGCAUGCAGACUGAAUAAUGAGUGGAGUUUUGCGAGUUAUCUGAAUGGCAUUUAGUUUGUUACAUUUGCUUACAAUAUCGUUAUUAAAAGGCUUCCACCUAUAGAAUACCAAUAGGUAUGGAAGGUAAUCCUCAGCCUGAUCUGGACCCUAAUAGAGAUGAUCUGCCCUUGCGGGCCAACACCAACCAUAUGCUUGUCCGACACUAUGUGCUUGACCUGGCCGUUCACUUCCAAAGGAAGGUCAUUGGUGGCAGCAUUGUUUUUUUUCUGGAUCCUGUUAAAAGUGAAAGAGGAUCUAUAUCCUCCACACCAGUACAAGAUGUAUCUAAGUCAUCAUCAUCCAAAAAUGAUGCGAAAUCUCCCAUCAUGCCUUGCCCAAAUAAAUUAAUAACCACCAAAUAUCCAUCAGAUUUGAGUGAAGGAACUGACAUCAAUAAUGUCACGUGGGAUGAUGAUAGUGACGAUUUCACCUUGGUGCUGGAUUGCUGUGAUCUAGUGGUGUCCAGAGUGGAAGAGGUGGAUGUGACCACAGUGUCUAAUUUAAAGGACCUUGACAAACAGGGAUUUUAUGCAAAUGCUGAUCAUCCAUCUUACUGUCUGGUACGGAGGCUGGUCUCUAUGCCUUCAGCUAGCUGGAGACGGCAACAAGAUCUAUAUCUCCAGUGCAGUCGUUCCCCUGCUUUCCUACAUGAAAAACCUCUACGCUUCCACAUGGAUCAGUGGAGUCUUCAGAUCAGGAAGGAGGGCGUUUUGUCCCCUCAUGCUUUCCCGUGUGCUCUUCGAAUCUGGUAUGAAACUAAACCCACAGGUGGUUCAGUGAGGUGGACGAAAGACCAGGAUGGGAGAUGCUGUGUAUAUACCAUGGGCUCGCCGAUCAACAACAGAGCCCUCUUCCCAUGCCAAGAACCACCUGUUGCCAUGUCAACAUGGCAGGCACGUGUAAGAGCGCCGUGUGAUUAUACUGUUUUAAUGAGCGGUGAAAAUCAAGCCUUUCCUGAGCCUGCAGAGACGGGUGUUCUACAGUGGGAUUAUUAUGUUACGAUGCCAAUGCCAGCUUCCACCUUUACCAUAGCGGUAGGUCAGUGGCUGGAGGCUGGUGUAAAGGCUUCUAACUCUGAGGUGGUGAAAACAGAAGAACCUGAUGUACCCAGUGUUUCUCUGGACAACUCACAAUCUGGACCUGCAGACCAACAUCUGAGGAGUUAUAUAUCAGAACAAAAAGGUGAUGAACAAUAUGUUUGCUCCCACAUGGAUUAUCCUUGUCGCUUCAUGGUCAGCACUGCUAGGACACAGACAGUAAUUCCUCACCGGGUAUAUGCCCCGGCCCAUCACCUGCAGGGGGCAGAAGACAAGGUUUUACCCCUCCUGCCGCUCUGCCUGACUGCCGCACACCUCAUUUUAGGUGUCCAUCCAUUCUCACGCCUAGAUGUUCUCAUUGUUCCCUCAGGAUUCUCCAGCCUGGGCAUGGCCAGUCCUCAUAUCGUGUUCCUGUCUCAGAGCGUGUUAAAGGGUGAGAGGAACCUCUGCGGGGCAAGACUGUGCCAUGAGAUCGCCCACUCAUGGUUUGGGCUGGCUAUAGGAGCACAGGAUUGGACAGAGGAAUGGAUCAGCGAGGGUUUCGCAACAUAUUUAGAAGAUAUGCUCUGGGCCCAGGUUCAGCAGCUGGGUUGUGAAGAGGCUGAGGAGCAGAAACAGUUGAAGGCCUUGUUACGCUGGAGGAGACUGAGUGAUGAGCUGCAGAACUCUGAAGAAGAGCUGCAGGUCCUCAGGACCAAUAAAGAGAACACAGGGGAGGUGAGCGAGUCUGGUGCGUCAGUCGUGAAACAUGCCCUCAACCCUGGAAAACCCUUCAUGCAAGUUCACUACGUAAAGGUACGAAAGCUCACAUUCCCCACAGAUGUCUGGAGACUUCUGCGUCUGGAGGUUUCUUCUCUCUCUCUUUUUCUUUCUCAGGGCUACUUCCUCUUGAAGUUUCUUGCUGAUCAGGUCGGCGAGGAGAACUUUCUUCUGUUCUUCAAAUCCUUCGUGAGAAAAUUCCACGGCAGGCUCAUUCUCUCGCAGGAUUUCUUGCAGAUGCUUCUGGACACAUUUUCUGCAGUGAGCAGUCGAGGCAUCACACUGGAAACCAUCUUUUCAGACUGGCUUGAUACACCCGAAAUGCCAAAGUGGCUGACGGAUGCCAGCUCAGAAUGGUCGCAGACUCCAGCGGUGGAAGAAGUCAGAGAAGAGGUUGGAAAAUGGAUUCACUUCAGCGGUUCCUGCCGAAAGGGCACCAAGCGGAAAAGAGCAGGGCCCAAGGUUAACUUCAAAGAGUUGAAUCCAGAACAGUUGGUCCUGCUUUUGGAGUUUCUUUUGGAAGAACCAAAGCUGAGCCUUUCCUGCCUAAGGCAUCUCCAUACCGCGUAUGAUCUACAGGCCCGAGAUGCUGAGGUGAGACAUCGCUGGUGUGAACUGGUGGUCAAGCACAAAUACACAGCGGCAUACAGAGACGUUGAGCAGUUUCUGAUCCAUGACCAGGCCAUGGGUGUGUAUUUAUAUGGUGAGCUGAUGGUGCAGGAAGACGCUCGGCAGCAAGCUUUAGCACGAUGCUGCUUAUCCAUCAUUAAAGAUGACAUGGACCAAUCAGCACGCAGCGUUGUGGAGGAAAUGAUCCUCUGAGCCCAGACAAACCAGGUUCGUCUGGUGUCCAGUCACAGGUUCAACUCAGGGAACUGAGAUUCAGUCUCGGGAGCUUAUCCUUCACUACUGAUGUCCAAAGAACUCAAUGAGUUAAAGAAACUAAUGCACCAAAUAAACAAUCCCAAUAAAUCCCUGUUAAGCACAUCAAACAAAGUAAAGGUUUCAUAGAUUUGUAUUGUCAGAUUUUUACAAUAAAACAAAAACAAAUAUGGCAACAAA